AUUACAGUCUAGGGCUUGCUGCUGAAAAGCCCGCUGGAUCCUCCACUGACCUGCUGUUCUUUCCUGCUUUCCUCUUGCGUUUUUUUCCACAUUUAGAUUAAAAACAAAGCUCUCUCUCUCUCUCCUUCUCCCCUCCCUCUUCCUCCUCCUUCUUCUUCUUCUUCUUCUUCUCCUUCUUCUCCUUCUUUUCUGCGGCAGCAGUCAAGGAAGAGGCUUCAGUGUGUCAGAGAGAGGGUGAAGAGGAGGGAAAGCACAGAAGAAGACUAUUUGACCGAGCUGAGUGUGUGUUUGUGUUUGUAUGUUUCGCUGUUGGACCGUUGGGUGAAGGGGCACAAGGAUAGGAGGAGGAGGAGGAGGAGGAGAAGGAGAAGUAGAAGAUGGGAGCCUGCCUGGAUGAAAUUCUCUGUGUCAUGUCACUGCGUGUGGACCUUGACUGAACACAGGGUGAGGAGAAGGGAAGGAGUCACUGUGACGAAGGCGAGGACAAGAGGACAAACUGAGACUUCACGGAGAGAAGAAGGAAAAGGAGGAAGAGGUGAAGUCUGCCGCUCCAUUUUAUCAUGACAUUGUUGGAUAAACAAAUCGAGGGACUGAGUGUUCGUCAGUCAUACGUCAACAUCAAGCGAUAAAGAGAGAGCAGAAGAAAUAGAAGAGUGAAGACUUCUGUGCUCACCCCGGCUAAGGAGCAGGGACUGGACUUACUGAGUGUGAGAGUGUGUGGGUUUGUGUGUGUGUGUGUGUGUGUGUGUGUGGCUGUGUAACCGGUGGAGGGCAGAGGAGUGGAGGGCCAGGGGACUAACCUGGCCAUCAAACGGACUGGCAGCCUCUCCUCUCCUGGGAUCAUGUACCCUCAGGGCAGGCAUCCGGUCCCCUUGCAGCCUGGCCAGUCUUUCAAGUUCACAGUCCUGGAAACUCUGGACCGUAUCAAGGAGGAAUUCCAGUUCCUCCAGGCUCAAUAUCACAGCCUGAAGCUGGAGUGUGAGAAGCUGGCCAGUGAGAAGACUGAGAUGCAGAGGCACUACAUCAUGUAUUAUGAAAUGUCCUACGGUCUCAACAUUGAGAUGCACAAACAGGCGGAGAUUGUCAAGCGUCUCAGUGCCAUCUGUGCUCAGAUCAUCCCUUUCCUCUCUCAGGAGCAUCAGCAACAGGUGGUCCAAGCCGUGGAGAGGGCCAAGCAGGUCACAAUGGCUGAGCUCAACGCCAUUAUCGGGCAGCAGCAGCUCCAGCACCUGUCUCACCACGCCCCCGGCAUCCCCCUGACACCCCACCCAUCAGGCCUGUCCCUGGGUGCAGGGGGCUCAGGGCUCCUGGCACUGACCGGGGCCUUGGGGGUCUCAGCACACCUUGCCUCCAAAGAUGACCGCAACCACCUUGACCCUGAACAUCUCAGAGAGGGAGCACCCAGCAGGAGUAAGUCAGUGUCAUCGACAGACAGCCAGCCCGCUGAGGAGCGCCAGGGCCCGUCAGGAGGUUACUCCUCCUCGCAAGGAGGAGCCGAGGCCAAGAGGAGGCGCUGUGAAGACAAAGAGUCCCUCGCCCCACACUCCUAUGACAGCGAUGGAGACAAGAGCGAAGACAAUCUUGUGGUGGACGUCUCCAAUGAGGAGCCUAACUCUCCUGCCGGGAGUCCUCCUCAUUCGCCGCAUGGAAACGGGUUAGACCGGGCCCCUACCCUAAGGAAAGAGCUCCCAGGCUCCUCGAGCACCGGCGAUGCCCCCUCCACCCCAAAUCCCCGCAGCCCCACCCCAGGGAAAGCCAAGGACUCUGCACAGAUGGACAAGUCCCAGUCUCCACUGUCUAAGUCUGGCACUCCAUCCCCAUCCCACCGUGAGACCCUUACCCCAGGAGCCCCAGGAGCUCCAGGAGCUCCAGGUCCCAGCACCUCCUGCCUUCGCCUGGUCAGCAAAGCAGCAACCAGUGCCGACCCCCUUGCUCUCCGCAGUCCCAUGUCUGUGCCCCCUGGUUCAUACCCAGCUCAUUUUGGCGUGGUGUCCCACGCAGGACUGAAUGGGGAGCUGGCCAGCCCAGGAGGUUUCGGUGGGGCUCUGACUCUCUCCCCACAAAUCAGCGCAGCAGCCAGCGCCUACUCCCGAAGCCCCAUGGUGGCGUAUGACUCGCGGUCUCACCUAAGGGCCCCUGGGCUGUCCUCGUCUCUCCCUGGUUCCUCUGGUGGCAAGCCUGCCUACUCGUUCCAUGUGAGUGCAGACGGUCAGAUGCAGCCGGUGCCCUUUCCCCCCGACGCUCUGCUCGGUCCAGGAAUCCCCCGUCACGCCCGUCAGAUCCACACCCUGAACCACGGAGAGGUGGUGUGUGCCGUCACCAUCAGCACCUCCACGCGUCACGUCUACACCGGAGGCAAGGGCUGCGUCAAGGUGUGGGACAUCAGCCAACCAGGAAGCAAGAGCCCCAUGGCCCAGCUGGACUGUCUGAACAGGGAUAACUACAUCCGCUCGUGUAAAAUCCUCCCCGAUGGCCGAACCCUGAUCGUUGGUGGGGAGGCCAGCACGCUGUCAAUCUGGGAUUUGGCCACGCCCACUCCUCGCAUCAAGGCAGAGCUGACGUCGUCCGCUCCGGCCUGCUAUGCUCUGGCCAUCUCCCCUGACAACAAGGUCUGCUUCUCCUGCUGCAGCGACGGCAACAUCGUCGUCUGGGACCUUCACAACCAGACGCUGGUCAGGCAGUUCCAGGGCCACACAGACGGAGCGAGCUGCAUCGACAUCUCCAACGACGGCACCAAGCUGUGGACGGGAGGCCUGGACAACACAGUCCGCUGCUGGGACCUCAGAGAGGGACGCCAGCUGCAGCAACACGACUUCACCUCGCAGAUCUUCUCUCUGGGCUACUGUCCGACAGGCGAGUGGCUGGCUGUGGGAAUGGAGAGCAGUAAUGUGGAAGUCCUGCACGUCUCCAAGCCUGACAAGUACCAGCUGCACCUCCACGAGAGCUGCGUUCUCUCCCUCAAAUUCGCCUACUGCGGGAAGUGGUUCGUGAGCACAGGAAAAGACAAUCUGUUGAAUGCAUGGAGGACACCAUAUGGAGCUAGUAUUUUCCAGUCCAAGGAGUCUUCGUCUGUGCUGAGCUGUGAUGUCUCCCCAGACGACAAGUACAUAGUGACGGGCUCCGGGGACAAGAAGGCCACGGUGUAUGAGGUGGUGUACUGAGGGCCGUGACGAGAUGGGAAGAGACGGAGAAUUCUUUUUCUUUCUUUCUUUCUUUUUUUCUAUUUGAGGGGGGGGGGGUAGUUGCCCUGCCGACCACUCCUGAUCCUAAUUACAUCAGCAACUGCAUCACUUCCGUCUCAGUGCUCCCGACCCUCACCCCUAAAUCAUUACCCCCUCUCCUCCCUUUUUGCUGUGAUAUAAGCUACCGUUGAAGCUCCCAAAUGCCCCCUCCCCUCCCCUCCUCUCCCUUCCCCUCCCCUCAGCUCCCUCCACUUUCAACCCAAGGAUGAGGCAUGAUAGCAGAGAGAAAGGCAGCAUGGGAAGCAGCAAGAUAAGAAGGACAAAGGAAAAGAGCGGUGGAGCAGAGAGAUAAAGUUGGGAGGAGAAAGAGGGAAAGACGAGGAGAGGAGAAACCGAAAGUGCGGAAGGAAGAGAAAUGAAAGGGAGGAAGAGGAGGGGGAGAGGGAGGCAGGGUAAUUAGGGCUGUUUCCUGAUUAAGAGCUCAGUGGAAGGGAGGCCCCCAGAGGAGGCGUAGAGCGGCACUGUGGGAGCGCCAGCCAGGAGCACUGAUACCACACAAUCGAUUCAUUAGCCAGACAGUGGAAGCCUUAAUGAGGCUGACGCCGCAUCUCGUUCUCCCCAGCGAGAGGUGUCAGGAGCUGGGGAAUGAUGACGCUCCGAGAUGGAAGUGGGGGGCGGGAGGGGGGGUUAGGCUGUUUCAGAUAUCCACAUACACCAGCAUGAAACACAGACCUGCUCACACACACUCUCACGAGCCCCCACGUCAUCGGGCAAGAAUACACACACUCGGUUACACCCCCUCGAGGUAGUUGUAUGAAGACAGAAACACACACAGCACCCAAUUAAACAUUCAUCGCCGCGCUCCCUGUCUCACUGCUUAAUAUCUAUUUUAUUUUGGUCUGACAAAGGCAGCGUCUAAUGAGCAGCCGAGUCAAUGGGAUUCUCCCAGGGCCCAGAGACACAAACAGAGAACAUCAGCCGAGCUGUUCCUUCUAAUUCCUCUGGAUUGUUCUCCUGACACCGUGCGCUGCACUCACUCUCAUUAAAGGCACUGUCAGCUAGACGAAGUAGCAGCACGCCAGCUUCACUGGAAGGUACACAAGAGGGCAAAUUAACACCACGCGAUUACGCCAUCAUCAGCAGCCGACUAAGCAGCGACUAAUCCGAUUCCGAUUUUAUGCAACUAGUCGCUGUUUUCACUUGCAAACCGGAAGAGAUUCCAUGUUUAUCAGUUCUAAUCGCCUCCUAUCAUCUCUGCCUGCCUGCUGAUGUCUUAGUGCUCAAAGUGCUCCGGCUAAAUCCUAUUUGAUAAGCUAUUGAUUUAUUUUCACUGAGACGCUAAACACCUUAAAGUAAAACUUUUGUGAAAUUGUUUUUUUUUUCCACCAAAAUUUUAGAUGAGAAGAUUGGUGCUGCUCUCGUGUCUGUAAGUUUGAAGCUGCUUAGAGCAACCUGCUAGCUUAGCUUAGCUUAGCAUCGUUCACAGACUGAAAACUGAGGGAAACAGCAAACCUCAUGCUAGCUAAGACUCCAGGAAGUCCAAAGCGAGGAACAUUCUGGCUCAUGAACCUUAGCAAAAAGACAAAUCACUAUUUUUACACUUUUCUUCAGAGAUUAAACAAAUGAGAAGCAAGCAGUUAAUUAGCGACACAUUUUUAACUUUCAGCCAGAGUCACCCCAGCUGCCUUUUCCCGUUCCUGCUCUGCUUUUAAGCUUAGCUAACCAGCUUCAUGAUUACUAUGUGGACAUGAGAGGGGUACUGUUUCUUUCCUUCUAAUCCUUGGCAAGAAAGUGACUCAGAAAAAUGUAUUCUUUAAACUGGAUUUGUACUUUUGAAUCCUCCUUGUAUCAUAUUCCAAACUGGCAGCCAAACUCUAUAUCAGAGCUCUCUGCUUCUGUAGGACAUGCGUCACCAGUGUGUAGAUCGAAAAGGCACAUUUCCAGAUUUUCUUAUCUCUCGUUAAUUUCAGCAUUUUUUAUGAAUAGUGAUUGAUCGUCUUAUGUAAUGACAUGUUUAUGUAUUGCGGUUGCCUAUGACUGUGUUUGGGGUUCAGGGAAGCAAACAGAGAGGGACGCGCUCACACGGAGACACUAAAGAUCAAGUGGAACACAGGAGGGAAAAUAUUUUUUUGGACCCCCCCCCCCCCCUUUUUUUUUGUUGUUUGUUUAAUAUGUACCUUUAUCCUUGGUGAUGGUGACAGGCAGAGGACGUAAAACACCAUCAAUCCAAUGUAAAGAAAAAAAUGAGACCCUCAAAACAUGGGAGAAAAGCUCCUCUGUCUGUUGUUUGUUGUUUUUAUUUUAUUCCCCUUUUUCAAAAGUGGUAGUAAGCGUACUUUACUCAGUCUUUCAGUCCUUACUGUGUAGUAUUAAACUCUGUUUCUGUUGAGUCUGUGGUCUGUGUACAGCAGGCAUUGGCUGACGAUAUAGAUUUAGCCACUGAAGAGGUUCCACUGUUACUGCAUGCUCGUUGCACUAAAGCUCCACCGCUGGUAGAAAGAAAUGAGGCUGAUUAUAAUCAGCAGGUACCGUGGAUGGUCUCACAGCUCACCGUUUUACAGAAGAAAGGACAUUUUACACAACAGUAUGCAAUUUAGUUCAACUGUACAAAAUGUAAGCAAGAUUUGUCCAUGUUUUUUUUUUUUGUUUUUUUGUUCGUUUGUUUUUGUUUUUUUUGCUGCAGCACUAACGCAGAGUAGAAGAAAAAAACAAGGGACUUCUGUGAUGGCUGCUGAGCCAACAUGGCCUCAGAGAUAAUCUGUACAGUUUAAUGCCUUUGCCUGCCUCUCUCCCUUUCUGUGUGACAGCCACAGGCGGACUUAAAUGAUAUCCUCAUACACAAGCUUGUAUACUACUCAAAAUGACGCUGUAUAAUGGCUAUGCAUCCGGUGGUAUAGCGUGAAUAUUUGGGACAUUUGUAUUUGAUACUCUUCUUUAACUCUCUGCAACAUCUCUAACAUCUCUCCCCCUGCCUGUGCUUCUCUGCUCCAACAGUGUAAAAACUUUUUUUCCCUCUUCUUUUUUUUUUAUUUUACAAGCUCAUGUUUGGUUUCUCUUUUAAAAAGCCAAGGAACUUUUUUUUUUAUUGCACUGUGUCUUCCCUCCUGAUGCGUUUCCCAUGUGCUGUACAAGAAAUACUAUAUGUGAAAAAUAAACCAAACUUGUGUUCAUCCUUU
Mugil cephalus (flathead mullet) is the source of this 6358-nucleotide messenger RNA. It is a transcript of the gene tle2b, whose product is annotated as TLE family member 2, transcriptional corepressor b. The transcript is spliced from 20 exons. Gene Ontology annotation, cellular component: transcription regulator complex; nucleus. The record is from RefSeq and is a predicted model, not a curated record. Gene Ontology annotation, biological process: negative regulation of canonical Wnt signaling pathway; regulation of DNA-templated transcription. NCBI's taxonomy places the organism in Eukaryota, Metazoa, Chordata, Actinopteri, Mugiliformes, Mugilidae. The coding region runs from base 843 to 3161 and encodes 772 amino acids. Gene Ontology annotation, molecular function: protein binding; transcription corepressor activity.